Clupea harengus (Atlantic herring) is the source of this 729-nucleotide messenger RNA. It is a transcript of the gene fam240a, whose product is annotated as family with sequence similarity 240 member A. The transcript has 2 exons. NCBI's taxonomy places the organism in Eukaryota, Metazoa, Chordata, Actinopteri, Clupeiformes, Clupeidae. Bases 1 to 729 code for a protein of 242 amino acids. The record is from RefSeq and is a predicted model, not a curated record.
AUGAAUGUGGCUUUAAUCCACGAGAAACUGUUCAUUCAGUCAUUCUGGGAACAGAGGAUUGACAAGCACUCCAAAGUCUCUGGGACUGAGGAUGGCAGAAUGAAGAAGAGCGCCCUUUCAAAGCUGAGAGACGAAUGGGUCAGGAGACUGGAAAGCCGAACCAAACAUCUGAAGACCUUCGACGACGAACUGCUGAAGAGGAACCUAGAGGAACGAAAGCAGAGGGGGAACAAGAAACAGAAGGAGGAGAACGAAACGAAACACGACACGGAGACUGAAGAGGGCCAGGAGACGGAGGAUGGAGAGGAGAUGGAGCAGAGUGGAGAGAUGGAACAAAAUGAGAAUUCUGAAGAGCAGGAGGUGACUGAGGAAGCAGUGGAGAAUGUGGGGACAGAGGGGACAGAGGAAGCAGUGGGGACAGAGGUGACAGAGGGGACAGAUGUGACAGUGGGGACAGAUGUGACAGAUGUGACAGUGGGGACAGAUGUGACUGAGGAAGCAGUGGAGAAUGUAGGGACAGAGGUGACAGAGGUGACAGAUGUGACAGAUGUGACAGAGGUGACAGAGGGGACAGUGGUGACAGAGGGGACAGUGGGGACAGUGGAGAAUGUGGGGACUGGGACAAAAAAAAUGGAGGAGAAUGUUGGGAUUCCUGAGAACGCUGAGGCAGACUCAGAGAUGCAGCCCGAAAAGCCAGAAAUGGUGAUGGAGCCGACGGAGCAGGAAUGA